Cuscuta epithymum is the source of this 1931-nucleotide messenger RNA. The record is from the annotation of a GenBank genome assembly. NCBI's taxonomy places the organism in Eukaryota, Viridiplantae, Streptophyta, Magnoliopsida, Solanales, Convolvulaceae.
GAAAACCUAACAAUAAACCGCACUGGGGCUCGUUGCUACAUAGAUCCGAAUCCGGACCUAAUCCCUUAACCGAACUGGGGAAAGCCUUUAGCUCUUCUGGUUUUACUUUGACUUUCUCUCCGGUAACCCAUACGUCAGAGUUAACAACGAAGGCUAAAAACGAACUGGCUUCGCUUCCCCCGGGUCCGCUGUCUCCUCUCCCGUUUUCCUUUCUAUGCUGUGGAAGUGUAAGAUGGAUCAACAAAUAGCAGUUUCUUAUAAAGCCAGGGAAUAUGGUGCAACUACUGAAAGCAAGACACCAUCAGUUCUUGGAGUUACUAAAAGCAUUACAAUGCAGGAGGAGAGUGGCCCCCCCAGUAGUGAAGCUUCUAAGAUUUGUGGUUCUAAAAGAACCAUUCCGGAUCGUCCUGUAAGCAGCAGUAAUUCUGGAAACAGGCAUCUGGUGUAUGUCCGAAGAAGACCUGAAAUGCAGAUGAAGGAAUCUAGUGUUGGUGUACCAGAAACUAUAGAAAUCCCAAAGCCUUCAGUUGUUUCUUCUUCUUCUUCUUCUGAGAAGUGCAAUACUUUUUCAUCUAAUUUUGGUAAUGCACAUUCGUUGGAUACUACUAAGAGAGCGAAACUUAAACAGUGGGAAGAGCGGUGUUGCCAGUUGCAGAAUGUCUUAAAUAGUUUGGAUCAAUCAAAGCAAGAGGAUUACAUCCAGAUGCUUAGAUCUCUAUCUUCAGUUGAGCUCAGUAAACAUGCUGUGGAACUGGAAAAGAGGUCAAUACAGCUUGCAUUUGAGGAAGGUAAUCCAAACACUUAUGUUUGCUUUUUAUCACGUCCCUAUUUUUUCCUGUUAUUUCUACUUAGAUCCUUACCCGACCCCAAAAUCUUUUGGGAAUAAGGCUUGGAUGUUGAUGUAUUCCCACUUAGAUCCCUAGUGAAAAAAGUUAAAACCACAUUUAAAUCGGAGAAUUUUAUCUGUGAAUUUUCACUACUCACUUCAAAAGGAUAGGCAACUGAUACGAGACUCAAUACACCACCCCAGAGGGCCACUAAUCUUAAGUUAGCCCAAACAGGUGUGGGGUGGGUGUCUCACAUACCACCAUCAGACCAUAGCCCGAUACCAUGUUAUCUAACUCACUUAAAAAAGGAAUCUUAGCAGGAAGGAUCUCUCUCUCUCUCUCUCUCUCUCUCUCUCUCUCUCUCUCUCUCUCUCUCUCUCUCUCUCUCUCUCUCUCUCUCUCUCUCUCUCUCUCUCUCUCUCUCUCUCUCUCACACACACACACACACACACACACACACACACACUAGACUCAAACCCGACUACAGAUGUGGGAUAAUCAAUAGUCGAUAACCGCUCUAAUAAGAAGUGAAUGUAAGGAUGUGAUUAAGUGAGUGUAUUUGUUUUUCCCAGUAAAAUCCGUAAUGUGCUAUAAGUUGUGAUUAAGGAGACAAAUUAUGAUAUGUAUUAGUAAUUAUUGGUAUUAAAUUGAGUUCUGUUGCUCAACCUGGGUCAGGAAAAGAGAUGCGAUGGGUCAAAGUGUUGGAUGUCAUGGGGAAAGAUUGGAAAUCCAGUGCUUGUUAAAUACUUCACCGAUAAAAGACUGAACGAGAAAGUUGUAGUAAAUAUCCAACUGUAUUGAUGAUUUAGUUUUUUAAAGCCAAAGGUUGUGUGCAUAGGGCAAGUCUGGUUUUAACGUCAAACAGUCAAAGUAAAUAAUGUUUGUGUUAUAAGUUUUUUAUUAUCUGACUGCCAGGCUGAUCUGUAGCAUUUAACACACACUUGCUUAAUAUAAAUAUACACGACGGAGUAAUUUUUGUUUCAUUUUGUAAUCUGAUGGACUAAUGUUUAUAUUCUUUUGUAGCAUGUACAAUAAUAGUUGAAUCUGUAACAUUGCUACUUCUACAGUUAUUCUGAGUUGAAUAAUAGUGUGAGAGAUCAAACC